AUGCUGGAUAGCGCCGAUGACGAUGACGAGGAGAACUAUGACUUUGAAUACGAAUCAGAUGACGGCGAAGAGGAAGAUGAUGCUGAUUUGGAGAACCUCUACUAUUCAGCCAAGCAGGCCAAAGAGCAUUCGACAGAGGAAGCCCUCAAGGCCUUUCGCAAAGUGAUUGAUACAGAGGAGGAGAAGGGCGAAUGGGGCUUCAAGGCUCACAAACAAACGCUCAAGCUGCUGUUCAAGCAGAAACGCUACGAAGACAUGCUCAAGGUCUACCAGAGUCUCUUGACUUACAUCAAGAGUGCCGUCACACGCAAUUACAGUGAGAAAUCCCUCAACUCCAUUCUCGAUUACAUCUCUGCCGCCGACAAGCCGGAGCUGUUACAACGCUUCUAUGAGGCAACCAUGUCAACACUCAAGGAGGCGCGCAACGAUCGGCUAUGGUUCAAAACCAACUUGAAGCUGGGCGGCGUGUAUCUGGCGCAACAGAACUGGCCCGCGCUCGAGGCAUUGGUACGCGAUUUACACGCCUCGUGUCAGACUGAGACUGGCGAAGACGACCAAAAUAAGGGCACGCAGCUCCUCGAGGUCUAUGCGCUGCAAAUUCAAAUGCACACCGAGAAGAAAGAGCACAAACAGCUCAAGGUGCCCUAUCAAAAAGCGUUGGCGAUCCGAUCCGCCAUUCCACACCCCCUGACCAUGGGCAUCAUUCGAGAAUGUGGUGGAAAAAUGCAUUUGCGUGAAGAGCUGUGGACGCGUGCUUAUGAAGACUUUUUCGAGGCCUUCAAGUCCUAUGACGAAAGUGGCAGCCCCAAGAAGAUUACUUGCCUCAAGUAUCUUGUCUUGGCCAACAUGCUCAUGAAAUCAGAUGUCGAUCCUUUUGACGCCCAAGAGAGCAAACCUUAUCGCAACAAUUCCCAGAUUGAGGCAAUGACCAGCCUAGUCAGCGCCUAUCAAGCUGGCGACAUCAAGGGGUUUGAGAAGAUUCUUCGCCAAAACAAGUCCACAAUCAUGAACGAUCCCUUUAUCUCAGACUACAUCCAAGACUUGUUGACCAACGUGCGAACCAAGGUCAUCGUCGAGCUGGUGCGCCCGUACACCAACAUUCGCCUCGACUUCAUUGCCGAGCGCCUCGCCAUUGAUCGGAGCCAGGUUGAGGAGCUCAUUGUUGAAUGCCUGCUUGACAAGAGUAUACGAGGCCAGAUCGACCAGCUUCGAGGAAUUUUGAUCUUAAGCCAGGAGCAAGCAGUUGCACGUUACGAGUCCUUGGCCACGUGGCAAAACGCCGUGCAUGACUUGCAAAGCAAACUGACGGCCAUAUAA
Messenger RNA from Monosiga brevicollis MX1, 1317 nucleotides. RefSeq lists its product as uncharacterized. The transcript is spliced from 13 exons. Gene Ontology annotation, biological process: protein deneddylation. Gene Ontology annotation, cellular component: COP9 signalosome. The record is from RefSeq and is a predicted model, not a curated record. Bases 1 to 1317 code for a protein of 438 amino acids. Lineage: Eukaryota; Choanoflagellata; Craspedida; Salpingoecidae.